This is a messenger RNA of Heterocephalus glaber (naked mole-rat), 3266 nucleotides long. RefSeq names its product protein tyrosine phosphatase non-receptor type 5 (gene Ptpn5). Lineage: Eukaryota; Metazoa; Chordata; Mammalia; Rodentia; Bathyergidae. Gene Ontology annotation, biological process: protein dephosphorylation; signal transduction. Gene Ontology annotation, molecular function: protein kinase binding; protein tyrosine phosphatase activity. Gene Ontology annotation, cellular component: plasma membrane; cytosol; cell junction. The record is from RefSeq and is a predicted model, not a curated record.
CUCGCGUGCCUCUACCCACGUCUGUAUGCCUGUCUGUACAGAUCCAGGUUCGGGGCGCUCGGCCCUGCUGCAGUCCCUCUGGCGGUCGCCGUAGCCGCGCAGCCCCGACCCGGGGCUCCCUGAAGGAGAAAAUCAUGAAUGAAACGGAUGCUGCGCUCCGACUCCCCCGCCCUCCCUGCCCCAGCCACCUUGGCGUGGGGCGGGGCCUGCCGGGACUCCUCUCCGAGUGGCUGCGGGUGGGGGGCGCCUGCGAGGAGAUCCGAGGCCGAAGGUCUGCGAUCCGCCCCCUCGGGCCCUGGGCGCCACCGGCGCGCCCCUGCCCCCACCCCGCCAGCCCCGCGGAGCCCUGCGCAGUUCCCGGGGGCGGGGCGGAGCCGGGGCUGGGGGUGCCGAGCCGACCCGGCGACUGCGCCGGCGACUCCGCAGCUGAAGCGUGCUCGGCCCGGCGAUCUGGCGAGGGAGCGCGCACGGAGCGCGGGCCUGAGCAGCAGGCGGACGGACCGACGGCCGGACGCCCCCGCACACGCAGACGCACAGAGCUCGGCGCGGGCCCCGUCACACACAGGGACACACGCACCCUCGCGCGCGCACAGCUCCCGCCACCCUGCCUGCCCGCUCGCCGGCGCCCGGAGCCCGCUCUGGCCGGAGAGAGAGAGAACUGUGCCGCUGAUGACUCCGCAGGAGGGGCCCCGGACAUGUGCUGCAGUGAGAGGCUGUCGGGUCUUCCCCAGCCGAUAGUGAUGGAGGCGCUGGACAAGGCCAAAGGGCACCCUGACACACAGAGAGAGAUGCCACCGCCCUCUCCACCCUCAGAGCCUGCUCAGAAACCGCCACCUCAAGGCGCUGGGAGCCACUCCCUCACUGUCAGGAGCAGCCUGUGCCUGUUCGCUGCCUCACAGUUCCUGCUUGCCUGCGGGGUGCUCUGGUUCAGCGGCUAUGGCCACAUCUGGUUGCAGAAUGCCACAGACCUCCUCUGCACCUCGCUCACACUCCUGACACAGCUGGGACCCACGGCUUCGCUGGGCACCAGAACCUGGGGCAUCCCCAGUCUGCUGCUGGUCUCUCUGUCUGUGGGCCUGGUCCUGGUCACCACCACCUUGCUGUGGCACGUCCUGAAGCCCCCCCCAGAGGCACCCAGCCUGCUGCCCCCAGAGGACAGGCGCCAGUCGGUGAGCCGCCAGCCCUCCUUCACCUACUCGGAGUGGAUGGAGGACAAGGUGGAGGAUGACUUCCUGGACCUGGACCCUGUGCCCGAGACGCCUGUGUUUGACUGCGUGAUGGACAUCAAGCCUGAGGCUGACCCCACCUCGCUGACCGUCAAGUCCAUGGGUCUGCAGGAGAGGCGGGGCUCCAAUGUCUCCCUGACCCUUGACAUGUGCACCCCGGGCUGCAAUGAGGAGGGCUUUGGCUACCUCGUGUCACCUCGCGAGGAGCUGGCCCACGAGUACCUGCUCAGCGCCUCCCGCGUCCUUCGAGCUGAGGAACUGCACGAAAAGGCCCUGGACCCCUUCCUGCUGCAGGCCGAGUUCUUUGAAAUCCCCAUGAACUUCGUGGAUCCGAAAGAGUAUGACAUCCCUGGGCUGGUUCGGAAGAACCGGUACAGAACCAUCCUUCCCAAUCCCCACAGCAGAGUGUGUCUGACCUCACCAGACCCCGAGGACCCUCUGAGUAGCUACAUCAACGCCAACUACAUCCGGGGCUACCGUGGGGAGGAGAAGGUGUACAUCGCCACGCAGGGACCCAUUGUCAGCACGGUGGCUGACUUCUGGCGCAUGGUGUGGCAGGAGCACACGCCCAUCAUCGUCAUGAUCACCAACAUCGAGGAGAUGAACGAGAAAUGCACCGAGUACUGGCCGGAGGAGCAGGUGGUGUACGACGGCGUGGAAAUCACCGUGCAGAAGGUCAUUCACACCGAGGAUUACCGGCUGCGGCUCAUCUCCCUCAGGAGUGGGACUGAAAAACGGGGCCUGAAGCACUACUGGUUCACAUCCUGGCCCGACCAGAAGACCCCAGACCGGGCACCCCCCCUCCUCCACCUGGUGCGGGAGGUGGAGGAGGCAGCCCAGCAGGAGGGGCCCCGCUGCGCCCCCAUCAUCGUGCACUGCAGCGCAGGGAUUGGGAGGACCGGCUGCUUCAUUGCCACCAGCAUCUGCUGCCAGCAGCUGCGGCACGAGGGCGUGGUGGACAUCCUGAAGACCACGUGCCAGCUCCGGCAGGACAGGGGUGGCAUGAUCCAGACAUGCGAGCAGUACCAGUUUGUGCACCACGUCAUGAGCCUCUAUGAGAAGCAGCUGUCCCGCCAGUCCCCAGAGUGACCGCGCUCCUCUUCCCAGGUCCUCUGGGCCCUGCCUGGGUCCUGGCCUGCUCCCCAUUCUGCCCGUCCUCCCCUCUCAGUGUGCUCCCUCCCUCCUCGGUCAGCCUGGCCUGGCCCCUACCCCAGCGUAGCUCUUCCUACUGUACAUAUGGGGAGUCAGGGAGGGCAGGGGGGGAAUGUGCCAGGCCAGGCCUGGGGCCCAGGGGCCUGACCCACACCGUGCAGCCCCGGGGCCUCAGUUUUAACGACGGUUCCAUUGCUACUUGGUCCAGAACAUUUCCAUGCUGCCCUCUUGAGUGUCCUGCCGCAGCGCGUUGUCUGUCCACCCAUCUCUGCUCUCUGUACCGGACACUGUGUCUCCUCGGCCCAGGAAAGGGGCCUGAGCUCCAGCCCCUGGCAGCCCAGGCAGAGGUGCCUGUCUCGGGUCCCCCACCCCACUUCCCCCAACAAGCAGGCUGCGUUUUGUGCCCUUAAUUGGGACCAGGAUGUAGAGGGCGGGGCCGCAGAGGACCUGGAGGCCAAGGACAGGGAGCUGCCAGCUGGGCACAGUCUCUGGGUUGGGGUGGGCAUCACAGCCCAGAUGGCCUCGGGCUGUCAGGUGCCUUCGGGAGGCAUGGGAGGGGAAGGGGACAGCUGGGGGUGGGAACCCAGAUGCUCUGGGCCCUGGUGGGCGUGGGCGGGGGCAGCGUGACACAUCUUCCUGCAUCACUGUGGGAAAGGCCUCCCAGGAGUCUCGCUGCGUGUCGCUCUGCGUGUGUUCCCGUGUCCGUGCGUGUGUUGAGAGCCCAUCAGCAGGGCAUGCAUGACUUCAGCAACAUGUGUUAUCUUGGAGCCACGUGUUUUUAUUGCUGACUUUAAAUAUUUAUUCCACGACAGAGAUAUUUGGUGUCUUUUUAUAAUUCGCUCGUGGUCAUUAAAUAGAGCAAUAAACAGAGCAUUUGGAGCAAAACUA